Monodelphis domestica (gray short-tailed opossum) is the source of this 8446-nucleotide messenger RNA. RefSeq names its product exosome complex component MTR3-like. The record is from RefSeq and is a predicted model, not a curated record. Gene Ontology annotation, molecular function: RNA binding. Gene Ontology annotation, cellular component: nucleolus; cytoplasmic exosome (RNase complex); nuclear exosome (RNase complex). Lineage: Eukaryota; Metazoa; Chordata; Mammalia; Didelphimorphia; Didelphidae. Gene Ontology annotation, biological process: nuclear mRNA surveillance; rRNA catabolic process; U4 snRNA 3'-end processing.
CCCCCCGUUCACCCUCACCAUCUCCUCAUCCUUUGAGGCUCAUCGCUAAAGAGUACAUUUUUAUUGAUUAAUCUCCUUCGAUGCCACACUGGCAAAGAAAUAAGGGACAGAGAAGAGCCCCUGAGCUCCCAUGUUCAAGCCCCCGUUUCCCUGGCCACGAGGAGGAUAUUUCCAUUGAGGAAAUUCACAUUUUCAUCGAUCGCUGGGGAAGAAGCUGACUCUGGAAUUCUCAUUUUAAAAAUGUUGAUUUGAUUUUCUGUGCUUUUUUGGAGGGGUGAGAUGCCUGGAAUUGUUCAGCUUCCAUCUCCUACUCCAUGGCUUUUGUGAAUACGCUCUCCUCCUCCCCGCCAAGGCAGUUCUUCUCCAGCUGAUCCCAUACCACCUUCUACUUGUUUCUAUGCUUACCAUAUCCAAAUCUGUGCAAGACCUAUUGCUUCCCAUUAGUCUGUACAUUUAUAGGAACCUGGACUUUUGUGCCUUUGUUUCUUUUAGUACUAACACAGGGUCUUAUAUGCACUCAAUAAAGGCUUGAAAGAAAUAAGAUUUUUCCCAAAUAACCUCAUUAAUUGCUGAACUAACAUGAGAGAUGAAGUUGUAGUUUAGUGGGAAAAGUGCUAGACCUGGAAUCAGAUCAAGUCCCAGAACCAGCGUUCACUGUCUGUUAGCCUUGGCCAAGACCCUUGAUCUUUUUGAGCCUCAGUUGUCCUCAUCUGUAGAAUGGGGACAAUAAUAUUUUCCCUGCCUGUUUUCACUGGGUUGCAAAAAGAAAAGCAUUUUGUGAAUUGUGAAUGACUAUGGAAAUGCGUGUGAUGGAAGGCAUGCUGGAUUUGGAAUCAGAGGAUGCAAGUUGAAAUCCUUAUUCUCCCCCCAACCCCCAGCCAUUCCUCUGGUCAAAUAGCCUCUAGGAAAAGGAGAAAAACUGGACCCCAAAUGGAACAUGGGUGAUGGUCAUUAUUAACUUGAAGGGGAGGGAAGAAUGAUGCGUACAAGAAGGACGUCAUGGAAAUUGCUCAGAAUGGUCGCCAUUUGUUGAACAUGUUUCCCCACCAACAGAUGGGAAAAGCCAAUUCCAGGCAGGGCCAACCUAGGGAUAAGGAAGAUUAAGAAAAGGUGAGGUUUCGCACAUUCUCCUGUUGUCUUUUGAAUGAAGCAUAAAUACCAUGAAAUUACUGAGCAUCAUUUUUAUUACUUGGAGUUUUAAAACUGACGAAUGUGCUUUGAACUCAGAAGAUUUGUGCUGGGAAUCAUUUUAAUUCACUUUGUCAUUUUGCAUGAAAGCAGUAAACAUCUUUCUUUUUCCAUCCCAAGUGAUUAUAGGGAAUAACAUAGGUGUGAAUCUUGUGAAUUCUUUCUGAAUGGAAAAUUCUUAAAUAUGGCCCAGUCUAAAACUGAAGAGGAAUAGCAUUAAAAAAAAGGUGUUUCUGAAAAGUCAGCUUAAGUUUUCUUUGAAUUAAAUAAAUGAGGAGAAUUCACAGAGGGUGUUGGAGGAGAUCAGCUUCCCCUAUUGGUUGGGGAGAUUGAAGUUUUAAAAAAAUAUUUAUAUAUUUAUUCAAGGCACUAAUAAAUAGAUUUGGGUCACUAAACUCUAACUGUAUUCUCUGCAAGUCUGAGUUUUACUCUCUCCCUUAUUUGUUGGGUUUUUGGGGGGUUUGUUUAUUUGUUGUUUAUUUAGAAUAUUUUUCCAUGGUUAUAUAAUUUAUGAUUUUCCCCAUCCCUCUUCCUCCCCUACCCCCAGGGCUGUCAAGCAAUUCCACUGGAUUAUACAUGUAUUACUGUUCAAAACUAUUUCUACAUUAUAUCUGUAAUCAAGUGAACUUUUAGCAUCAAAACCCUAAUAAUAUCCCCGUCAAAUCAUGUGAUCGAUCAUAUGUUUUUCUUCUGCAUUUCUACUCCCACAGUUCUUUCUCUGGAUGUAGAUAACGUUCUUUCUCAUAAACUCCCCUGAAUUGUUCUGGGUCAUUGCAUUGCUGCUAGUAGAGAAGUCCAUUACAUUCAAUUGUGCCACAGUAUAUCAGUCUCGGUGUACAUUGUUCUCUUGGUUCUGCUCCUUUUACUCUGUAUCCAUUCCUGGAGGUCUUUCCAAUUCACAUGGAAUUCCUCCAUUUCAUUAUUCCUUUCAGCACAAUAGUAUUCCAUCACCAACAGAUACCACAGUUUGUUCAGCCUUUCCCCAAUCGAAGGGCAUCCUCUCGUUUUCCAAUUUUGUUUGCCACCACAAAGAGCGUGGCUAUAAAUGUUUUUGUGAAAGUAUUUUUCCUUAUUAUCUUUUUGGGGUACAAACCCAGCAAAGGUAUGGCUGGAUCAAAGGGUAGGCAUUCUUUUCAAACCCUUUGGGCAUAAUUCCAAAUUGCCCUCCAGAAUGAUUGGACCAAUUCACAACUCCACCAGCAGUGUAUUAGUGUCCCACUUUUGCCACAUCCCCUCCAACAUUUAUUACUUUCCUUUGCUGCCAUAUUGGCCAGUUGACUAGGUGUAAGGCCGUACAUCAGAGUUGUUUUGAUUUGCAUUUCUCAAAUCAGGAGAGAUUUAGAACACUUUUUCAUGUGAUUAUUGAUAAUUUUUGUUUCUUCUUCUGAAAACUGCCUAUUCAUAUCCCCAUUUGUCAAUUGGGGAAUGACUUGAUUUUUUUUGUACUGACUUAGUUCCUUAUAUAUUUGGGAAAUUAAACCUUUGUCACAGAGUUUUGUUAUAAAAAUGUUCUCCAGGUUUUUUGCUUUUUUUCUUAUUUUGGUUGUAUUGGUUUUGUUUGUACAAAAUCUUUUUAAUUUGAUAUAAUCAGAGUCAUUCAUUUUAUAUUUUUAAAUGUUCUCUAUCUCUUCCUUGGUCUUAAAUUCUUUCCUUUCCCACAGAUCUGACUGGUAUACUAUUCUAUGUUCACCUAAUUCAUUUAUGAUUUCACUCUUUAUAUUUAAGUCCUUUACCUAUUUUUGGAUUUGCCUUGAUAUAGGGUAUAAUAUGUUGAGCUAAACCUAAUUUUUCCCAUAAUGGUUUCCAAUUUUCCCAGCAGUUUUUGUCAAAUAGCAAGGUCUUGUCUCAAAACUGGGAUCUUUGGGUUUAUCAAACACUAGCUUGCUGAAGUCAUUUACUCCUAGUCUAUUCCAUUGAUCCACCUUUUUGUCUCUUAGCCAGUUCCAUAUUGUUUUGAUGAUCACUGCUUUAGAGUACAGUUUAAGAUCUGGUACUGCUAUGUCCCUAUCCUUCACUUUUUUUUCAUUAUUUCCCUUGAUAUUCUUGAUCUUUUGCUCUUCCAGAUGAACUUUGUAAUAAUUUUUUCUAAUUCUAUAAAAAAGUUUUUUGGUAGUUGGGUAGGUCUGGCACGGAAUAAGUAGAUUAAUUUGAGUAGGAUUAUCAUUUUUAUUAUAUUAGUUCAUCCUCAGAAACAAUGUCUUCCCAAUUAUUUAAAUCCAGUUUUAUUUGUGUGAAAAGUGUUUUGUAGUUGUGUUCAUAUAACUCCUGUGUUUGUCUUGGCAGAUAGGUUCCUAAAUAUUUUAUAUUGUCUAGAGUGAUUUUAAAUGGAGUUUCUCUUUCCAGCUCCUGCUGCUGAAUAUUGUUGAAAAUAUAUAGAAGAGUUGUUGAUUUAUAUAGUUUUAUUUUGUACCUUGCAACCUUGCUAAAGUUGUUAAUUAUUUCCACUAGCCUUUUAGUUAAUUUUCUAGGAUUAUUUAAGUAGACCAUAAUAUCAUCUGCAAAGAGUGAUAGUUUAGUUUCCUCAUUGUCUACUUUAAUCCCUUCAAUUUCUUUUUCUUCUAUAAUUGCUACCUCUAGCUUUUCUAGCACAAUAUUAAAUAAUGAAGGUGAUAAUGGGUAUCCUUGUUUCACUCCUGAUCUUAUUGGGAAGGCUUCUAACUUGUCCUCAUUGCAAAUGAUACUUGCCAGUGGUUUUAAAUAUAUACUGUUUAUUAUUUUUAGGAAAGGCUCAGCUAUUUCUCUACUUUCUAAUGUUUUCAAUAGGAAUGGGUGUUGUAUUUUGUUAAAGUCUUUUUCUGCAUCUAUUGAAAUAAUCAUGUGAUUCCUAUUGGUUUGAAUAUUGAUAUGGUCAAUUAUGUGAAUAUUUUUAAAAUAUUAAACCAUCCUUGAAUUCUUGGUAUAAAUUCUACCUCGUCAAAGUGAAUAAUUCUUGUGAUAACUUGCUGUAGUCUCUUUGCUAGUAUUUUAUUUAAGAUUUUUGCAUCUAUGUUCUUUUGAGAGACUGGUCUGUAGUUUUCUUUCUGUCUUUGAUCUGCCUGACUUUGGAAUCAGUGCCAUAUUUGUGUCAUAAAAAGAAUUUAGUAAGACUCCUUCUUUGCUUAUUUUGUCAAAUAGUUUGUACAGUAUUGGGAUUAGUUAUUUUUUAAAUGUUUGAUAGAAUUCACUUAUGGAUCCAUCUGGCCCUGGGGACUUUUCUUAAGAAGUUCCUUGAUGGCUUGUUCAAUUUCUGUUUCUGGGAUGGGAUUAUUUAAAUAUUCUAUUUCCUCUUUUGUUAAUGAAGGCAAUUUAUAUUUUUGUAAAUAUUCGCCCAUUUCACCUAGAUUGUCAUAUUUAUUGCUAUAUAACUGGGAAAAAAUAGUUCUUAAUAAUUACCUUAAUUUCCUUUUCAUUAGAGGUGACAUCACCCUUUUCAUCUUUGGUAACUGUUAAUUUGAUUUUCUUCUUUUUUUAUUCAAUAAACCAGUACUUUAUUUGUUUUUUCAAAGUACCAGCUCCUAGUCUUAUUUAAUACUUCAAUAGUUCUUUUAGCUUCAAUUUUAUUAAUUUCUCCUUUGAUUUUUAGGAUUUCCAAUUUAAGUUUUUAUGUGGGGAUUUUUAAUAUGAUCUCUUUCUAAUUUUUUAAGUUGAAAGCCCAGUUCAUUGAUCUCCUACCUCUUUAUUUUGUUGAUAAAUUUUACAAGAUUACUGCUUUGGCUGUAUCCCAUAGGUUUUACUAAGUUGUCUUCUCAUUGUCAUUCUCUUUAAUAAGGUCCAUAAUGAUUUCUAUGAUUUGUUUUUUGACCAACCAGUUUUGAAGAAUUAGUUAAUUUAGUGGGAGAUUGAACUUUUAAGAGAGAAGAUGCCCCAUGAGCCAUUUUUGCUGCCUAGUUCCAAGCUCAAUCUGUGUAAAUUAGCAGAAGGCAAGGAGGGAAGGGCAGGUAGGAAAUUGCAUUGCCUUUCAAACUGGGAAAUUAGGACACUUGGGGAACUAUGUUCACAUUCCUUUCUUCCCCUAAAUAGCUCUGUGUGUACAUGUAUGUGAGUGAGAAAGAAAUGAAUUUGGUGCAGUUUGUACCCUUGAAAGUAGAGACAAAAGAUCAAAUUUUGAAAACUGUUUUCAACACUGAUAACCUGUGGAUCAAUUAUAGUCUAGUUAUUAGGAUGUAUAUGUUUGCAUGAACCUAUAUUUAUGUUUAGUUCUUUCAGUUCAUUGCUAUACUCAACUUCUUAUGAGAAAAUUCCCUUAGAUUGGCAGCUCCCCUAAUUUUUGUCUCAAGAGAAGUGCUUGGGACCCUGAGAGCUUAUAACUAGCCUGUGUUCUCAUAGCCAGUACAUGUAAAAUUCAGGAUUUUAACUCAGGUCUUCUGUCUCCAAAUGUAGCCCCUUUAUUUACUAUACUACAUGAUCUCUCUUGCUUACUGCUUUGAGUUAUUUUUUAUGUAUUUAUUUAAUUAAAUUCAAUUUAUUUAAUUUAAAUUUAAAUUCAAUUUAUUUAAUGUAAUAAAGAAAGCCAUGUAUUCUCUAGGCCUCCUUCAGUUAAAUGUAAAUUCUUGUAGGUCCUACCAAAUCUACUUAAAAAAAUAAAAACCUUCACCUUCCAUCUUAGAAUCAAUACUGUGUAUUGAUUCCAAGGUAUAAGAGUGGUAAGGGCUAGGUUAGGAAUGGGGGUUAAGAGACUUGUCCAGCAUCACACAGCUAAGAAGUGUCUGAUGCCAGAUUGGAAGUUAAGGCCUCCCAUCUCUAGGCCUGGCUCUGCCACCCUGCUGCCCCACAAAAUCAACUUUUAAGUAGAUUGUAAGUGGCUUGAAGACAGGAACAAUUUUGACUCUUGGGUUUGUAGCUCUAGUACUUAAGGUAUUCCCUGGCAAAUGUAAUAGGUAUUUAAUAAAAUGCUUUUGAAGGCUUGUGAUUCAGCGGAAAUCAUGUUGGAUUUGCCAUCUGUGGAUGUAGGUUCAAAACCCAGCUUCCUGACUGUGUGAUUAGUUUUCACCUUCCUUGGCUUCAUUUUGCUCAGAAGGAAAAUGAAAGACUUGGACCAAAUGGUCCUGGAAUCCCUUCCAGUGGUAGAUCUAUAAAAAGUACAGUUUUAGGGACCCCUCCCCUUUGGCCCCGCCCAAAUAUUCUAAAUGAGAAUCUGAAAGUUGGCCUCUUCUCUACUGAUCACUGAGAACAGGAGUUCCAUCAGUGAACACAACUACACUUUGAUUUGGCAAACAAGAUGGUGGAAAGAUGGUUGGAUUAAGUCCCUUUAAGACCGCUUUCAGAAAGGCCCUUCUUUUUCUUGGCGUUCAGGCUCCUGGUCUGUGAAAUUAGGGAGCAGGACAAGUUGGCCUUUGAGGUUUCAUUCAGCUUGAAAUUUGUAUUCCUAUGAAGUUGUAUAACCUACUUGGGCCUCAGUUUCUUGAUAUGUCAGUAGCAUCUGCUUCACAGGAUUGAUGUAGGGCUUUUCGGGGAGGUAAUAUGUGUCAAGUGCUUCACAAAUCUUACUUACAGAGGUCUAGAAACAUGGGUCAUUCAGCUUUCAUUAUUAUUAUUUUUCUGUGGAAAUUGAGGGGUUCUGAGUUCCCACUCUAGAUAUGGGAUUCCACACCCAAACCCUCUGAGGACCCCUUGCUGUGCUUGUGUUCUAUUCCGCCAUAGUUACAAGAUGCCUCAGGGGCGUGGGGGAAGGGCGCGUUACCAUGCAGAAGGUUGAGAACGUUGGGUGGGGCUCGAGGAGGCGUCCUUACGUCCACACCACGUCACAGUGUGGUGAUGGGAGGGGGAUGUGACGUGCGCAUCAACGGAAGAAGGCAUUGCUAGGCAGCUAUGCCUGGAGACCACAGACGCAUUAGGGGCCCGGAGGAGUCGCACCUCCCUGCCCUUUAUGCGCCUCCGGGGCAGGUGGAAGAGGUCCGGGCUCGGUCCUACAACCCUAAUCGAGACCCCCUGCGCCAGAGGCCUGUGUACGUGAGUGCCGGCCUCCUGAGCCAGGCCUGUGGCUCUGCCUACUUGGAGUCAGGGGACACCAAGGUCCUGGUAUCUGUGUGGGGCCCACGCCAAACUGAGGGAGGAGAGCCCUCGAUUGGGCUUCAAGGCCGGCUAAUAUGCGACUUCCGAAGGGCUCCUUUCUCAAGUCCGGGCCGCCGGAGACCCCCGUCGGGCAGCAGCGAGGAGAAGGAGCUGAGCCUGGCUCUUCAGGAGGCCCUUGGGCCAGCAGUUCAGCUGCAGCGCUACCCCCGAGCCCAGGUAGAAGUGUCGGCCUUGCUUCUCCAAGACGGAGGUUCAGCUUUGGCCGCUGGGGUUACGGCAGCAGGCUUGGCCCUGGCGGACGCUGGCAUCGAGAUGUACGACAUCGUGGUGGCCUGCGGCUUGAGCCUCCCCUGGGGUUUCGAUCCCAUCUGGCUCCUAGAUCCUAUUUUAUACGAAGAGCAGCAUACCGCCGCUGGCCUUACCGUAGCACUUAUGCCAGUGCGCAACGAAGUCACGGGCAUUUUGGGCAGUGGAGAGGGUCGCAGCAUCGAUUGCUGGGCAGAAGGCGUGCGACUCGGAAUAGAGGGCUGCCAGGGCCUUUACCCAACGCUUCAGAAUUGUCUAGUGAGGGCCACCAGGAGGCGGAGGGCAGAAGCCCAGUCCCUGAGCGAGGUGGAGAGGGAGCAUGCUGCCCAGCAUCGCCUGCCACCUCUACCACAUCCAGCAGCUCCAGCAGCUCUUUCAGCUCCACUAGCUCCAGCAAUUCCAGCAGCUCCUCCAGCUCAGCAGCCUCCCGCUGAGCCCAUGGAGUGAUCAGCCAGGCCAGAGCCUCCCACCGCUCCCAGGAAGUGGAAACACCAUCUUUCACCUUCUCACCCUGGCUGCACCUCUCUCUGAAGAUUUGACUCUCCACACGGGGAGUCAGAAGGUUUGUUUCACCCCUCCCCCUUUCAAUUACCACUCUUCUCAUUUCAAAGCAGAAUCAAGAAGAGACUUCACUCUCACCAGAAUUAUUGUCGUCAACACAGUCUCAAGCUCCUGGAAACCGAUGCAAGCUUACAAGUACCAUCUUGGAACCUCAUCCCUUUGGAAGGCUGCGACCCCACUAAGUACUGACCAUCACAGGCCCUCAAGAUCUGGGACUUUGUUCUCUCAGAAGACCUAGAGGACUGAGCAAAAUGGGCCUGGACAAAGGGAGGGAGGGAUAAGAGACUGAUUACCACCUUGGGAUGAUGGGGCUCUCCCCCUCACACACAAAUGACAGGUCUGCGAUUCAUUGAAGUGGUAUUUGUUUUCAAAAUGUUUAUUAAAAAGUUCUUGAAAAAUU